GACAAUUGUAGCUCUCUAGUGCUCCCUUCUGGUUUCAACUUGAAAUUGCUUGGUGGAUAAAGAUGGAACUUCAAAUGAUUAAAAUGGAAAUGAAGUGGAUUAGGUUUCUUCUAAGAAGGAGGAAAUCCCACAAGGAUUAUGAGCAUAGCUGUAUUCAUGGAAUGCUAACAUUUACUUCAGCUAGUCAUUUACUUUAAUUGGAGAAAAAGGCCAGAGAGGGGGGAGAAAUGUUUGAAAGCAAGUGAUUCCUGGUCUUCCUUAAUGCUCUGUAGAAAUACCAUAGAAGCAGUUUUUGUUUGACUGAAACAAAGGCUCUCUGAGUGUGUGUCUGAGUAAAUAUUUGAGGUUAGGGAUUAACUAGCAUUCUCAGAGUCUGAUGGCAGAAAAGUAGACAACUGUGAUUCAGCUGGUGAAAUCAGUAAGUCUUUUGGAAGGUUUUUUUCCAGUACUAAUUCUCCUUUUUAAAACAUUUUUUUAACCUAGUCAAAAACAGAAGAGGUAAAAAGUGGGAGAGAUAACAGUGGGAAAUCUGGAAAGAGAAUCAGCAGUACAUUUAGUGUGGCGUUCUCCCCCAAAUACAUGAGUGUGGUGUUCUUUUUGCUUUGGGAACACACAAUGAUAUUAAAGACAGUAAAGCAACUUUGUGUUUUGCAUAUAAUUUUUUUCUUAGGAGGAUGAAUGUGCUACUGUGAAGGCUAAACAUAAUUUAGUUAAAUAUAUAAUGGGAUCAGGAGUGGUGGCUGUGGAAAAAAUGUUCCAAUGUCUGUAGAGUACAUAAGUCUAAAUAUAAGUAUGAAACUGUCCACCAUACUAUAUAUAUGCCUGUGUAAACUAUAACAGUUAUAAAUGUGGAACUGUAUUAAAUCUUAAUACAAAUAUAUAGUGUUAUAGGAGCUUGUAUUUCCUUAAAACAAAUGGUCAGAUCUUCGGUGGUUAUUCUCUUAGGUGUGUGAUGUGUUGUGCAAUGUGGAGAAUCUUUACCCUCUCGGUGUUUUCAGCUGCCUUCAUAUUGCCUAGUGGACAUGAAGGCUCAGGUAUAUCCUUCUUCUUUCCUGCAUUACUCUUUAUCAAAUACACUGUGUCCUAUGAAAUUUCUAUGGGUACGAUAGUAAGGGCACAAGCCCCAGAGACAGUUGCAUUCUCUCUCUAUAGAAUUCUCUUCAAAAUAGUUUCAGAUUACCUAGGGAGUUAGAAUGUCGGUGCUUUCACUUGACAUGGAAGCCAGUCUGGGCAAGGAAGGGUGUACAAUAGAGUAUAUCUCAUUGCAAAGCAUUGUUAGGUAGGCCCCAGCAUUCAUCAACACCAUUCUGAUAGUUUAGUGGCAGCCAUGGCUACCAGUGUGUUUCUGGGCCUAGUUCAGAGUGCUGGUGCCCUAAACAGUUUGGAACUGGAUUAUUUUGAAGAUUGCUUUUACCCAUAUGUCUCUUCUCACUGGUGAAAUUGGUUAUGUUGGUGAACACAUGAGGCAGGGCCUUCCUGGUGUUGGCCCUGCAGUUGUGAAACAUCUUUUCAGUUAAUAUUUCCCUGGCACAUUCAGGUCUGGCAUCCAAGACCUUAAAUACAUUUUUCACUGUUAACUUCCCUUAAGAAAAUGUUGGUGAUCUAAUUCAGCAUCUUUCAUAUGUCUAUUUGACUCCAUUCACUCAGUGCUUCAUACUCUGAUUGCUGUUCCAUUCCUUUUAUUUCUCUCAGAGUCACAUCUCUCUGUGAGGGUUUAACCCUGAAAAGUGACUAAUAAAUAAAUAAACUGCUAAAGUCAACAUUAUUUUCUCCUUUCCAAGUUUUAGUAAUCCCUCAGUAUUUAGUGUUUACUAUUUUAAAAACUCUUCUCCCUCUCCUCUACAUCCAUUAUAUAAAAUAAAUGGGGAAUACACUGUGAAUAAGUGUCUGCAGAUAGCAUGAUAUUGCUAUAAAUGGCCCAGAUGGAUAUUUUUGUUUUGUUUUCUGCCUGAAGUAUUUUAUAGCAGCCAAGAAGCAAACCAAGUGCUGAAAAUCCAGAAGCGGGCAAAUAGUUUUUUGGAAGAAUUAAAGCAGGGCUCAUUGGAACGGGAAUGCCGAGAGGAAGUAUGUGAUUUUGAGGAAGCCAGUGAAAUAUUUGAAACCAAGGAAGCAACAGUAAGUUAUUGCUAAAGACUGGGAACUAAGCAUUGAAUCCCAUUGCCACUUGAGGUAAAACAGAAAAUGGCGUCCCCUGCCACCGCCUCCUCCUCCUCCAUUGCUCCCCCCCCCCCAUUGCCACCUGAGGUGACUAGAUGCAGGCCAGGGAAGCCCCAGCACAUUGUAGGCAGUGGGGGAGGAAAAAAAGAGGUUGGAGAGGUGCAGUUGGUGGCAGCUGUGGCCUCGCUUUUCCAAGUGGCAGCUGUGAAUGGCAAAUGCAGGAAAUGGCAGCGGUGUGCUCCUUGUGGGCCCUGAUCUCCUGCUCCUCCCAGCUUGCCCUGCCACCUGAGGCAACUGCCUCACUGAAGCUAUUGGGUCGGCCAUCCUUGUAAAGCAGUAAUCUAUUCAGCUGUCAUGUUUUUUGUGCCAAAUUGGGUAGGUGGUCUCCAAUAAUAAUUCGUUCCAAGGAGGUUGAUUUUCCUAUCUGCACUGAAAUGUUGUGUGGCAGAAUCCAUAUUGAAUCAUGGAGAAGACUCCAUUUCAAGUAUUAACCUCAAUUUUGUUUCUUUCAGCUGGAGUUUUGGACAAAGUACUUUGGUAAGUAAAGAAGUUUCACCCCUUUGAGUGUAGUGGGAACCUCUGUCUCUUUUUUUCUACCGUGCAUUUGUGUGUCCCCAUAUUUAGAUAUGUUUUAUUAGGACUUUUCUACACAUUUCCUUAAUAGCGAGGUUCGCAGCACACCGGAAGAUCUCUACCAUUUAACCCUUGGGGGCGAGCACUGAGGUCACAGAUUAGCCUAUUAUUUCUGUAGUCUGGAAGCAGAAUUUCACUGUAAAUUCCCCUGUGUCCUAAGCAAGUUAAUGCUUUUGUGUCUGCUAAUAUUUUCUGUAGAUGAAGCAUAACCAAGAGAGGAAGUUUAUAUAAUGGGGUGAUGUAGUUAACUCUUCCCUUGCAAAGAGACAUACGACAUAUGGUCUGGGUUUCCCUGCAAAUGUGUUUUCAGAUGGAGAUAUGUGUGAAUCCAGUCCAUGUGUCGAUGGAUCCUGUCGAGACGGCAUUGGACGAUUUGACUGCAUUUGUAACAAAGGCUGGGAGGGGCGCCAGUGCCAAUAUGGUAAUAUAAUCUUCAAUUCUCCAUUUUACUAUCAAAAUGCAACUGUUGUUCUUGUGUAAGGGGUUUCUCUAUUCCUUCGAGUUCAGAUUGAUAAUACAACAAUUUCGUAUAGAAUAUGCAUGCUGUUCUAAAGCCCCUUUCUUGAUGUACACAAACUACAGAACUUGCAAAUGGAAAAGUUAUGCUUCUUUCUUUUUAAGUAGUGAGAAGUUAAGGAUAUUCCGCCUGCAGUCAGGUUUACUCCCUCCCCUCCAUGAACAGGAGACACACAGGCUAACAUACUACUGGUGCUCAGUUAUCAACACAUACCAGCAUUAGUAGCGUGUCAGCCUGUCCCCAGGGUAUUGCUGCAGAGGGAAAGGUCUUACUUGUUCGGCACUUUUAAAAAACAAAUAAGCAAAAGGUUUGUGUUUGCUAAGGGCCAUGGUGGUGGCAACUUUCUUAAGUGUAAGAGGUGUAUAUUGUGACUGGUAAUCCAAUUCAUUCAGUACACAUGCUUCUUCAUAUACAGGCUGUUAAAUCUAUGUACAUAUUGUAUUGAGGCAGGAGCCACAGACCCACUAAAAACGGUGGUGGUGGGGCAGCAUACAAGUAGAAAGCAAUUCUUCAGCCUGAGAAGAGUUUUGAAACUACAGAUUGAGCUAUCUGACAGCCACCUGAUCCUAGCCUGACCCACAGUUCAAAGGUGCCCCUCAUUAGGCUCACUUCAGGUGAGCUUGGAAGGACUCUGCAGCUCGUGGUGACAGAGGUUCACUCAGUGAUGUUUCUGUUUGCAUAUUGUUUGGGAAAGUGAGGAUUCAGUAGGUUUUGCCUUUAAAUGCAACUAUAUGAAAUUCCUCCCCUAUCUCCAGCUGCAACACAGUCAGUCAAGUUUGUUUUCCUGUUGAGUUUGGAUUCCACCACCACCACCACCCCCAGUAGUUCACUGCAGGGAGAAUCAUUAUUUCCAGCACAGCUCACCAUGUUCAGAAAGUUAAUGCUGUGUCAUAAGAGAGGGAGGAGACAAAUGUUCAAUAAUGAAAAGAAUACGUUCAGCCAUCAAAUUGUUCUGUUUCUGCACAGUUUAAGAGGAGGAGAAGGUUGAGUGACAUAAAUAGCUCCUUCAAGGAAUAGGACUGCCUCCUUUCAACAUGUAUUUUACUUCUUUUGAUGCCCAGUGGUUGACUACACCAACUGUUCAAUUUCCAAUGGUGGCUGUGAACAUUUCUGUAAUGAGGGCCAACAAGACAAUGACCAGUACCGCUACUGCAGUUGUGCUUCAGGCUACCGGCUGGCUGAUAACUAUACUUCUUGUGAACCUGUUGGUAAGAAAGAUGGAUAAGCACGAGCUUGGCUUUUCAAAUCAGAGGCUGCCACAUUAUUUAAGGCAUAAUUUUAUAAUUCAGUCUCUUUGCAAUAUCAGGUAUGUGGGUGUUCCCCCCCCUUCCUUCUUCCUGUUCAGUGGCCUGUGGCAUCGUGGAAUAGCCGUGUAAUAAUAAUAAUAAUAAUAAUAAUAAUAAUUAAUAAUAAAUUAAUUUAUACUUCAUCCAUCUGGCUGGGUUUCCCCAGCCACUAUGGGCAGCUCCCAACAGAAUAUUAAAAAUAUGAUCAAACAUUAAAAACUUCCCGAUACAGGGCUGCCUUCAGAUGUCUUCUAAAAAUUAUGUAGUUCUUUAUCUCCUUGACAUCUGAAAAGGGGGGGGGCGGUGUUCUACAGGGCAGGCACCACUACCGAGAAGGCCCUCUGCCUGGUUCCCUGUAACCUCACUUCUCACAGUGAGGGAACCGCCAGAAGGCCCUCAGAGCUGAACGAUGGGGGUGGAGACGCUCCUUCAGGUAUACUGGGCCUCUAAAUACUAUUCAGUAGUAUUGCCUCUCUAGCUGCAUUCACAAGUAUUUAAUUGUUACUAUGAAGUAUAAGAAAGAAAAUGAGGACAGUCCUACCCUUAGGCAAAAUGAGGGAGCCAACUCAAGUGGAUGCCAGGUACCCACAACCCAUGCUAUGCUGCUGUGAAAGCAUAAAAAAAUACCUUUUUUUUUACACACACAGCUUUAUUGUGGUCCAUAGACCCAAAAUACACAGUACAACAAUAGAGUGUGGGGUGUGUAUAUGUUCAGGAAGUACAAUGCGCUUAGAUGGGGGGGGGCUGCCAUUUUGCAAAUAGGAAUUAGCUCAUGCUUAGAUAAGUUCCACGGCAUCCUAAACAUGUGUACUAGGGCAGUGGUUGCCAACACGGUGCUGGCAUGUGCACAGGUGCCCACAGAGGUCUCACCUGAUGUCCACAGUGUCCCCUCUCCCUUCUGAAAUUAGAUUUAAAAGAAGGCUAGCAUGGUGGCCUUUAGUGGAGUGGGAUCUGUAUGUCCUGCCUUUUAUCUGUAUAGCUGUGUUUUUAGAAUUUUAUUGGAUGUCUUUAAUUUGAGUCACCCUGUGAGGAAAAAAACAUAAUAAUAUAUAUAAAAUUAGGUUGUAGAUUUCUGGACUCUACCAUCUUCAGGUGGGGUAAUGUAUUCCCCCUUGUUUCUAUUAAUAACAAGAACAACAACUUCCCUGCAUGUGGUAAAUUGGCACAUUCGGGUGAUGGGCUGUUGCUAAAAAUAUCUCCUGACAGGUUAUGUACAAUAUGCAAUUAGUUUUUUAAAAAAAUGGGUGCAUUGAAAAUUAUUAAAGUCCUCAUGCAAUCUGAAGUGGUAGAGUCCAGAAUUUUACCACCAUGUUAGUAAUAAUAAUUUAUUAUUACGGUCAAAGACCAGUUCAGAAGCACAACUGAGACUGCUUUCACAAGAGUAAAAUAGAUAUUUAAAGCAAUAUGCAAUAAACAAUAACAGCUUAUAGAUUAAAAUUAAAAUAGUCGCAUGAACACAAAAAGACCUAAAGUUAAACUAACAUGCAGAUGUUGAAUGGCUCUGAGGCAUAUUUCACAUUCUCUGGAUUGUGGAUGCUUCCAAGUGGAGGUUCGAUUUGAGAACCGAAAAUUGGACACCAGGUUGUCAUGUUGUUGUUUUUACUUACUUGAUUUCCCCCUGAAAGGGUAACUCUGGGUUAAACGGCAUUCUGAUGACAACAUUGUAUGGAUGCUGGUGGCGGGGGGACCGCUCACAUGCAUGAACCCAACAGAUCAUAUAAUAAAUGUAUUAUUGCUUUAUUUACUAGAUUUAUAUCCCACCCUUCCUCCCAAGGAAGCCCACAGCAGCAAACAUAUGAACAAUAAAAUGUUGUUAUUUGGCAUAAAAGAGGCUAAGAUUCUGUAUAUUUUGGCAUAACAUCUAGUUCUGGCCUCAAAGGUACCAAAGGAGUUAAACAAACAAACAAACAAACAAACAAACAAACAAACACAACUUAAAACAUUUUAGUGUGUUAUAUUAUUGCUACAGAUUACUUACAAAGCCAAAAGAAUUCAGGAUUUCCCACAGCUUGACCUAAUGAGAAAUUGGGAAGGAGAUAGCUUAGAUAAUUUAUGCAACUUCCAGAAAUCAGCAAAGUAGCUUUGAAGGCUGGGCUGGAUUCUUUUUGACGUAAAGUGAUAGAAAUUGUACAGACCUUCCUAGGUUAUCCUUCAUCUUGCCUUUCUUUUUUCUUUCUUUUACAGUGGAGUUUGCCUGUGGAAAAGUCCAUAAUUUCAUCUAUAAGACUGCUAAAGUAAUUGGGGGAACACCUGGAAGAAAAGGACAGAGUCCCUGGCAGGUAAGAACUAAUAAAAAUAUUCAGCCUUUGAAUGGGUUUGUCAGGCCCUGCUGCUUCUGUCAAUCUCAAUGAUUGUCAGAACCCCAGGGGUGUCUCUUAUUUCCAGAGACCCCCCUGGUGAGGCCUUGUUCUCAUACUUCUGGCUGCUCAUAUCAUCAUUGAUCCCACCUGUAUGUAUUAUUUCUUCAGGUAAGUACUCUUUUUUUACCCUCUCCUGUCCUGGCUUUCACUGGUGGAUGCAGUACUUGGAACCAGCUCAGUUUUUGCCAAAGACUUUAAUGCAUCAAUCUCUGUAAGUAAGUUUAUGAUGUGCAUCAGAAAGCCAUAUGAAAAUGUUUGUCAUUCUAGACCUAGAACAGCAACUUGAGUAUAUGGGGGAUUCCUCCAGAUUGUCAGUAUUUUGCUGGUGGAAUUCAUACGCAUACUGAAAAUUUUAGGUUUGCGCAAUUAUAGUAAAUUAAAGUGUUCUGUCGCCCUAGCACAACAAGCCUACUUUUAAACAGAAACAGACUUUUUGCAGUUAGAAAAUGCAUUGAAAAGUGUGGGAUGAACAAAUGAUUAAUGGGAAGACAUAUAAACACUUUGCAAGUAAAUCAGAAUAAAUGAAUGAUGAUGAAUGCUCAUAUAACCUUCCCACAAACAAAUUGGAAUAAUUGCUCAGUAAAGGUCGGAUACAAUCUAAACUCCACAGAAGCUUUGUGCAAGCAAGUCAGGAGGAAUGCUGCAUAAAUAGCUCAUCUGGAGGAACCUAACUCAGUAGAAUAGCCAGCACAGAUGUAUUGGACACACGCAGUCAAGGAUGGAUGAAUGAAGUCAAUAGCUUUCUUUCUCUUCUUCGUUGCAGGUUAUGCUGAGCAAUAGUGCAGGCAGAUUUUUGUGUGGUGGUGUUCUCAUUCACCCCACCUGGGUGCUGACAGCUGCACAUUGUUUGAAAAGCCUACGAACAGUCAAACUGACAUUUGGUAAGGAGAAUCAUGACUGCAUUUCUUUUUAAUAUGGGACAACAAAACCCUCAAUCAAUACUAUUUAAAUUCUUUCAAACUAAGUAAUGUCCAAGCCAUAGAUGCAGGGAGUAUGGUCCAGUCUAGACUGAAAAGACUAAACGUGGUGACUGGUACUAACACAUGUGAACAGAUAUAAAGAUCUGGUCACCUCUUGCUGAAAUUAUGGAAGUUAGCAUACUGCAAACCUGAUAUAUGGAACUGACAUAAAGGGAAUAAAAAUUCUAUCUUGGGUUUGUGCUGCUUUGGAGUAGGGAUGGAAUUUAUACAUCAGCAAAUCACAUGGUAAAACAUUUCCUUUGGUUGCAGCUAUGGGUUCUGCAUGCUGGCAUGACUCCUGGUGCUGGUAUGACAAAGGCCUUUUGAGUUUAGAGGAAAGACAAGCAAAGGGGGGCAUGUUAGAAGUUAUAAACUUUUGCAUGAUGUAGAAAGGAGAGAGUGUUUCUCCCUCUCUCAGAAUAGUUCAAUACUUCUUUAUACAGUGCAUCUUCAAACUAUUGAAUUCACUCUCACAGGAUGUAGUGAUAGCCAUCAACUUUGGUGACUUCAAAAGAAGGUUAAAGAAAUUCAUGUUAGUUAAGUCCUCCCUCCAUUGUAGAAGCCAGUAUACCUCGGAAUACAAGUUGCUAGGAAUUGCAGCAGGAGAGCGUGCUGUUGCAUUUAAGCCUUGCUUGUGGUUUUUCAGUAGGCAUCUCUCUGACAACAGGAUACUGGAAUAGACGGGCCUUUGGCCUAUCCAGCAGAGCUCUUGUUGCAUCCUGAUGUUUUCACAGUUAAAAAAAACAAAACAAAACAGUAUUUCUGGAAGACAGCUAGUCAGGCAUUUCUCCCCGAUGUAUUGCUUUCUAUAUGCAGGAAGGGCACAUUCAAGCAUAUGAUCUCUGACCUCUAGUUUUAAGUAGUACAGCCCUGCAGUGCACAAAACCAUUCUUCUCAUUCACUACUUGCUUAUGAACUGUAAUAAUCCUCUCCCUGGCCAUGAUUCAAUCCAAAUCUGGAUAUAUAUAUUUGCACUCUCUCCUUUUCUUCCUCUUUGUGCUUUUUAUGGUAUGACCUCACUGUUACAAGUACGGUGUGGUAUACAAUUCUGCUGAAUGUACACAAAUUCUGCAGGGACACGAGCCUUUUAUACUCUACACAUAAAUUCUGCAGGCAUACAGGCCCUUUUUUUAUACUGCCACUUGUUCCUGUUACGGAUUUGGAUUUUGCUGAGCCUGAAAUGCAAGAAAGAAAUACAACCUCUUCUUUAUGAGUUCUGCUAAAGUAUUUUGAGAGAGGUAAGGUUGACUUAGAUCCCAAGAGACACUUUCCAAGUUUCCCUAUUGCCCUUACAGGUAAAUAUUAUCGCCGGCGAACAGAAGAAAGUGAGCAAACUAUUUUUGCAGACAAGUUAUUGCCUCAUGAAAACUACUCUGAACUUACCUCUGAAAAUGACAUUGCACUGCUGCACCUACAACGCCCAGUUCUUGUCAACAAGUUCACAAUUCCUAUUUGCCUGCCUUCCAAGAAGCUGGCAGAGCACUUGGAGAGAGAAGCGACACAGGCUGUGGUGACAGGCUGGGGGAGCCAGAGUGAGGACUCGAAGGUGAAUUACUCCUCUGUUCUCAACUAUAUUGAAAUCCCUGUGGCACCACGGAAUGACUGUGUCAAUUCUAUGUUGAAUUCUGUCUCGGAAAACAUGCUGUGUGCCGGGAUACUGGGAGAUAACCGGGAUUCCUGUCAUGGAGACAGUGGUGGCCCUAUGGUCACCAAAUUCAAGAACACUUGGUUCUUAAUUGGACUUGUGAGCUGGGGAGAAGGCUGUGGAGCAAUUGAUAACUUUGGAAUCUACACCAAAGUCAGUGCAUAUCUUGACUGGAUCUAUCAGCAAAUGAAAGAUAGCAUACUCUCACCAAACACUGUCACAAAAGAAAGAUGAGGGACUACUUUGGCAAUACACUCAGUAUGCCCAUUGUCUUCUGCUAAUAAAUACAGAGUAUACAAAGUGAGUAUGUAAUGUGUGUUGCAUUUCUUAAAUCAGGAAGUGGACAACUUGUUUGGUUCCAAGGCCACAUGCAGGAGUGGCAGGUUGUUAGGAGCCACAGGCCAAUCACUGCAGCCACAGCCACCCACAUAAUAACACGUGUGGGACAGAGAUUGGUGCUGUUGUCCAUAACACCAUCUCUUUAACCUCUUGACCUUGGAACAGGCUUAGGAGGUCUGUUCUGCCAUAGAGACAGACUGGAGAUGCUUCUAUUCUACUGACCACCCUGUAACCCAUUGGCAUCACUGGUCAGGCUGACCAAGGUAGUCUCUUGUUCACAUUCAGCUUUAUGUGCCUGGCAAAAAAUAAAAAUUAAAAUUAAAAAGGAGGAUGAAAUUGGGUGGGUGUCUGGGGAAAAAUGACUUUAGCAAUCCUACCUGCCAUUGCACACAGUGUAUAUCGACUAUAUGUGAGUUUGGCUUAAUGCGCUAUUCCUGGAACGUAACCCC
Molecule: messenger RNA, 10345 nt
Organism: Podarcis lilfordi (Lilford's wall lizard)
Lineage: Eukaryota; Metazoa; Chordata; Lepidosauria; Squamata; Lacertidae
Source: the annotation of a GenBank genome assembly